UGUACAGUGAGGAAGAUCUAUUGGCAAAUUUCAAAAAAAAAUAAUUCCACAAUAAUGUUUAAAUACAUCUGCUUAUUGGCCAUUGUGGCCUCUGUCUUGGCUGUUGAUAGUACCACAGAGAAACGUGAAAUCAUUCCCUUGAUCAAAUACGAUCUUGUCAAUAAUCCUGAUGGAUCAUUCAACUAUGUCUACGAGGGUGGCGAUAAAUCCUUUGGCGAACAAACCGCUGAAGUCAUAAACGCUGGCACAGAGGAUGAGGCCCUUGAAGUCUCCGGCUCAUACCGUUACAUUGAUGCAGAGGGUCGUGAAGUAGAGGUACACUAUACAGCAGGCAAAAAAGGUUUUGUGCCCAUUGGCACUAACAUUUUGCCCGAAAUCUCAGAAGCAGCUAAAUUGGCUUCAGAGAACCCCGAAGUACCAAAGGAUGAUGAAAAACACAAAAAUUAAAAAAAAAAACCAACUGAACGAACCAAGGAAUGAGGUCGCCCUUAAUGUGAUAUGACUUGACUAAGAGGGAAGUUGAAGGGAAAACAAAUAAAAAUCUCAGGAAGUUUAUAGUUUAGAGAAUAUGUUGUAAAAAAAUGAAUGUUAAUAAAUGUGAAAAAUAAAAAUCAUA
Messenger RNA from Stomoxys calcitrans (stable fly), 616 nucleotides. RefSeq names its product endocuticle structural glycoprotein ABD-5 (gene Cpr47Eb). The transcript is spliced from 2 exons. The coding region runs from base 55 to 447 and encodes 130 amino acids. Gene Ontology annotation, cellular component: chitin-based extracellular matrix. The record is from RefSeq and is a predicted model, not a curated record. Gene Ontology annotation, molecular function: structural constituent of chitin-based larval cuticle. NCBI's taxonomy places the organism in Eukaryota, Metazoa, Arthropoda, Insecta, Diptera, Muscidae.